AUGUCUGGACAGAUUAUACGAUCUCUUACGAAAAACUCAUUAUGGCUGCCGGAAGUUUUUGGUAUUUGGGAUAGUAUAUAUAAUGAUACAGUGUGGGAAUUGCGUCUGACAAUACUUUUUUCAAGUGUCGCUUGGUACAAUAUUGGAUAUAUAAAUUGGGAACCUUGGAUGUCACAGAUCUUCACACGCAUACUCCGAGGUUUUUCACUUCCGAUCGGCAAAUUACAAAUAUCACCGCAUAAAUACAGUUAUUUGAUGUAUUCUAUUAGCAGAUGGAUUAUUGCUAUGAUUGGCAAUCGAAAUCAUGCCAAGAACGCGACGGAAGCCUGUCAAUAUCUAUCUAUGCUUCGACCUGAACUGAUCGUACCACCGAUUAUUGAAAAACUUUUCGCAUCAAUUGAUAAUACGAAUGAACCACAUCGAUUCACAUCAAUCAUGACUUGUCUAACACGUAUUACUCGUCAAUUAGUACGACAAACAGCUUGUUAUUCUCAAGGGCAAACCUAUGUGUUACCAUUAAUUAUGUCCGUAUUACCAGGUAUUGAUUUAAAUGAUUUCAAAAAGACAUCAGUUACAUUAGAAUUUCUCAAUACAAUUUUCAUGCUUAUUACAUGUGUUGAUUGUUCAUCAGCAAUACAUAUUCGAAAAGAUCUAACCGAUAUUGAAAAAGAAGUUUGUUUAUCAACAGCAAAAUUUGGUGAUUUUAUCAAUGAAUUUCUUGAUCGCAUUUUUCGAAUGAUUAGAAUUCUAUCGACCGACAUGUCUGAUGCGGCUGUAAUAAUCGACGAAGCGAAUAUGGAAGAUACCACUCUCGAAUCGAAACUUACAUCGAUCAUGGCCAAUAUUGUUCAGCAAUGCAGUAGUAAAAUCUUUCAAAUCAUUCGAGAGAAGAUAACAGAUUUUGUUACUCAUUCAUAUUGGUCUGCUAAAGUGAGAAAAAUUGUCGCGAGUCUUGUUCAAGCUAUUGUCUUAGGCGAUCCAGUCGAAACACUCAAGUAUCUCUUACCAAAAACAUGUGAUUCUAUCAACAAGAUCAUGAAUGAUGCAGAAGGACAUGGUUUACUAACCGAUCAUAAAGGUGACAAAGAACUUACUUGGUAUUUAUUUCUUUUCUCGGAACUUGUCCGUGCCCGCGGUGAUACUCUCAUAAUUUACAGACAAAUGAUUAUCUUAGUGUUUCAUCGAUGUAUUCAAAUUAUUCAUAAAGGUUCAUAUAAAGCUGUUGCUAGUGCAGCUAAGCAUUUACUUAAAUCACUCACUCAUAUAUAUAUGAUCAAUACUCGAUGGACGGGUGAAAAUAUCGAUGGACCAUAUGUCGAUUUUUUGCCUAUCCGAGUAUGGGGUCAACCUGUUGAUGUCGAUAAAUUUCAAGUUCAAUUUCAUAUUCCUGGUGACGAUGAACUUGAUUUUGUUCGUGAAUUUGUUGAGACGUUCAUCUAUAUCGAACUGGAUUUAUUAAAGGAGACAAACUCGAAACUAUCGAAUAAUGAACGAUUAAGAUCGCUCACAAUCGUUCAUCACAUUGCUAUGGGAUGUUUCCGCAUAGUACCACGUAUUGGUAGUCCAAACGUACAAAAUCUAGUGCCAACAGUUGUUUCCUACAGUUCACAAUCUCAAGCUCAAUAUUCGAUGUAUUCUAAAGAGCCAAAAUUUCGAGAAAAUUUACGAUUGCGUCUUCUCAUCGAUAUUGGAAAAUUACUUGGUCAGUAUUUUAUUGAUGAAUCAUUUCAAACCUAUUCUAUUGAUUUCGUAGACAUACUUGUAGCAAACCAUUCAGACGAUGUUGCAUCCAUCAAAAUUGCACAUAAGCAAUUCGAAAUGGUUGAAUAUGGAACGUUCACUGAAAUCGACAAACAAGUCGCACUGAAGUUGUUUGAACUAUCGAUAAAUCGAUAUAGUGAAAUACGUCGUCAAGCACAAACUGAAUUGUUUUCUGUUCUCAGUCGUUAUCGUUUUUCAUCACAAGUUAUUGUCGAUCGUAUUACAGAACUGCUCAAUGCAUCGAGCGAAGUCGAUCAUGAUCAAAUCAAAGUUGGUUAUCGCUGUCUUUCUCCUAGAAAUGUUUGGUUUUUUUCUAAUCCAUAUUUACCUAGGGUUGUCUGCAAUAUUUUGUCAUGGAGACAACAAGAGAUGGCAAUGUCAUUCCUUUGUCUUCUUCUUCAAAGAUAUGUACCAGUGCCAUCGUCAUGCAUUCACACAUGUAUUGAUCUUCUUGUUCAUGACCAUAUUGAAUUGAGAAAAUAUGCUAUACAGAGCAUAGCGGCCAUUUGUCGUUUACAAAAAUCACCUCGAAUAUAUGUUGAAAAGUCUCUCGACGAGGUUCUUCAUGAAACCAAGAAGGAGUCAUCAUCAGUCACUAUGCAUGAUGAAUGUCAUCCGGGCGAUCGUGACGAUAAUUUAUGGGUAACUAUUGAUUGUUAUAAACCACCCGAAACUCAAGUCGAAUGGGAACAAACGUGCUUUUUGGAUAAAACGUUUCAUGGUUAUUAUACAUGGCCAAAAAUGAUUAAAUAUUCGAUGAAUAAACGAGCACGUUACACACAAAAUGAUAUGCCAGAACAAGUGGCCAUCAUUUAUAAUCGUUUUAUGGACAAGAAUUUUCUUAUACAAUCAACAAAAUUAAUGAUUUCAGACGAGCAUACCGACGAGAUCAACCCCGAAACGCUCCGUCAUUGGAAUAAAUGUUUCAAAUGUACCAUGGAACAUGAAGAUCCUCGUCGAAUGUAUCGACUUAUUGAUUUUAUGCGUACAUUGAUCAAUAAUCGAAUCAGUUCGAAUACUUUCAAUGAAAUAUCUCGUUGGUCUCUCAUUCAAACAUUGAGAAUGUUUCAAUGGCGUAUUCCAUCAAUUUGGUGUACUAUCCAUGAAUAUGCUAGAGAACUACUUGAUCAUUCGUUCAAACCUGUCCGUGAACAUAUUGCCAAUGUAUUAUCGAUGUCAUUCAGUUUCAAUAUAAGAUUAUUCAAUGGGAAAUCCACACGUCAUCCUUCUAUCAAUCAAUGCAUGGAUGUUAUAUGUGAAAGAUUGCAUCAAGCUAUCGAAAUUUAUGAAAAGACGCCGCUGGUCAGUGUCUACGGUCAGUUCGUCGAAAUCGAUCCUGAAGCUUCUAAAGCGUUGAAUUUAAUUGAGACAGGUAGAGAUUUCAUUUUAGUUGCUGAAAAAAUAUAA
Messenger RNA from Rotaria sordida, 3168 nucleotides. NCBI's taxonomy places the organism in Eukaryota, Metazoa, Rotifera, Eurotatoria, Philodinida, Philodinidae. The record is from the annotation of a GenBank genome assembly.